Molecule: messenger RNA, 343 nt
Organism: Pelobates cultripes (western spadefoot toad)
Lineage: Eukaryota; Metazoa; Chordata; Amphibia; Anura; Pelobatidae
Source: the annotation of a GenBank genome assembly
AUGGACCUCCACUAUCUGGGCUCUAAAACAUCACACACAGAGCACAAGAUGGAGGACUUCACAACAGCGCACAACGAUCUCACCAACCAUGUAGAGCAACUUCGGCAUCAACUAGCACGCUAUGAAACUAAGAUAAUGGAUCUGGAGGAUAGGUCCCGACGGUGCUACACAUGCUUAAGAGGGAUCUUUGAGGAUGUGAUAAACCAAGGCCUGGCUGCCUAUCUAACAGGUUUAUUCAACACAUUGUUCCCUGAACUGCCAGUAGCAAUGCUCCUGAUGGACAGAGCACACCGCAUGGUGCCACCGCAACUUCUGCCACCCAGCACUGCCAGGGAUGUGUUUG